AUGCCUUUCCACGCGGCAAAGACGUGUCUCCGCACGGCGGGGAGGUUCUCAACCAACCCAGCAUCGAGCCAACACUUCCUUGUUCGUGCCUUUUCGAGCACAGUUGCUCGAUAUGAGAUCAACAAGGUGUACUCCUCCGCCAAAGAGGCCAUCAAGGAUAUGAAGUCCAACUCGACAGUGCUUGCUGGUGGAUUUGGCCUUUGUGGUAUUCCCGGCACUUUGAUUAAUGAGAUCCAUGCUACACCCUCCAUCACUGGCCUGACUGCUGUCAGCAACAAUGCCGGUAUCGAUGGAGCUGGAUUGGGCCUCCUGCUCGCCAGCGGACAGAUCAAGAAGAUGAUUGCCAGUUAUGUUGGAGAAAACAAGGCUCUUGAACAAAAGUACCUGUCCGGAGAGAUCGAGCUAGAAUUGACUCCUCAGGGUACGCUUGCAGAGCGCUGCCGCUCUGGCGGUGCAGGUAUUCCUGCUUUCUACACCCCAGCCGCUUUUGGCACUGUCGUGCAAACCGGUGACCUGGCAGUGAAGAACAACCCAGAUGGAACCAUCGCCACCUACGGAACCCCUAGAGACGUCAAGGUUUUCGAUGGCAAGAGCUACGUGAUGGAGGAAGCCAUCAAGGGAGACUAUGCCCUGGUCAAGGCCUGGAAGGCAGACAAGCUUGGAAACUGCCAAUUCCGAUACUCUGCAGCCAACUUCAACGGUGCCAUGGGUCGCAAUGCAAAGGUCACCAUCGUCGAGGCCGAGAAUAUCGUGGAGGUCGGUGAAAUUGACCCUGCUGCCGUCCACCUGCCCGGCAUCUACGUCAAGCGUGUCAUCCAGAGCACCGCCGAUAAGAAGAUCGAGAGACUCACCUUCGCCAAAGAGAAUGACGAUACUGCUGCUCUCGGUAAGGGUGAAACCGCAAACAAGAGAGAGCGUAUUGUCCGUCGUGCUGCCAAGGAAUUCAAGAACGGAAUGUAUGCUAACCUGGGUAUCGGAAUGCCCAUGCUGGCUCCCAGCUUCGUCGACCCAUCGGUGGAGGUACAGCUUCAGUCUGAGAACGGUAUUCUCGGCCUUGGGCCUUACCCUAAGGAGGGACAGCAGGAUGCUGACCUGAUCAACGCUGGCAAGGAGACCGUCACUCUCCUCCCAGGUGCCUCCAUCUUUGGAAGUGAAGAGUCCUUUGGAAUGAUCCGAGCCGGACGUAUCGACCUAACCAUCCUCGGUGCCAUGCAGGUCAGCGCCAAGGGAGAUUUGGCAAACUGGAUGCUUCCAGGUAAGGUCAAGGGCUUUGGCGGAGCCAUGGACCUCGUCUCCAACCCUACUGCCACCAAAGUUGUUGUUACCAUGGAACACACCGAUAAGAAAGGAAACCCCAAGAUCCUCAAGCAGUGUGAAUUCCCUCUCACCGGCCGAGCUUGUGUCAGCCGAAUUAUCACUGAGCUCUGCGUCUUCGACGUCGACUUUACCAACGGUCUUACUCUGAUCGAAUUGGCUGAUGGCGUCACCGUCGACGAAGUUCGCUCGAAAACCGAAGCUCCAUUCAAGGUGGCUGAUGAUGUUAAGCCAAUGUUGUAG
Messenger RNA from Microsporum canis CBS 113480, 1557 nucleotides. Its product is annotated as succinyl-CoA:3-ketoacid-coenzyme A transferase subunit A. Gene Ontology annotation, biological process: ketone body catabolic process. The transcript is spliced from 3 exons. NCBI's taxonomy places the organism in Eukaryota, Fungi, Ascomycota, Eurotiomycetes, Onygenales, Arthrodermataceae. Gene Ontology annotation, molecular function: succinyl-CoA:3-oxo-acid CoA-transferase activity. The record is from RefSeq and is a predicted model, not a curated record. Bases 1 to 1557 code for a protein of 518 amino acids.